UUCACAUGAACAUGGAGAAGCAUGCGAUGUCUGGUGGUGGAGAUUGUAAGAGUGGCGAAAAGUUAUACAAAGGUGCGAGGAAGAGAAAGUGGGGGAAAUGGGUUUCUGAAAUCAGACUCCCCAAUAGCCGAAAACGCAUAUGGUUAGGGUCUUAUGAUUCUCCUGAAAAAGCAGCACGAGCCUUCGAUGCUGCCCUUUUCUGUCUACGUGGUCGCCGUGCCAAUUUCAACUUCCCCAACACUCCUUGCAACAUGGACACCAAUGUGCCUCUGCCUGUGCCUGCUCUCCAAUCUCUUACUCCACACGAGAUUCAAGAGGUUGCUGCUAAGUUUGCAAACGAGGACCCAUUACUACUAAAACCUCUUGCACAAGAAUCUCAUGCUGAUGCUGCUGCUGCUGCUGCUGCUGGGAAUUCUUCAUCAUUUCGAGGGAAUUUGUGUAAAUCUGACGGCACAGUAGAGAGUAGUUCUAUUACCUGCACGCCCACCACCACUACCUUAUGUUCUACUAUGCAUGAAUGUGAUGGAUUGGUGCAGGUGGAUCAUGGGGACAUGGAUUGGACAUUUUUGAAAGAGUUUGAUUACUCCAACGAAGUUUUCCCUGUUGGAUCCGACUAUGAUCUCUACUCUGAGCUACACAAGAUGCACUCAACUUCAGGUGAGUUAUUGUAUUCCACUCCACCCCCACCUCCUUUUGAGGGUUACCAAGAAUUGACCGAAGCUGAAGAAGAUCCUUUUUCUCACCAGUCAUUCCUUUGGAAUUGGAACUUUUGAUAUCACUCUCCCUACC
This is a messenger RNA of Vigna radiata var. radiata (mung bean), 789 nucleotides long. RefSeq names its product ethylene-responsive transcription factor ERF016-like. Bases 6 to 773 code for a protein of 255 amino acids. The record is from RefSeq and is a predicted model, not a curated record. NCBI's taxonomy places the organism in Eukaryota, Viridiplantae, Streptophyta, Magnoliopsida, Fabales, Fabaceae. Gene Ontology annotation, biological process: regulation of DNA-templated transcription. Gene Ontology annotation, molecular function: DNA-binding transcription factor activity; DNA binding. The transcript has a single exon.